Messenger RNA from Arctia plantaginis, 732 nucleotides. The record is from the annotation of a GenBank genome assembly. Lineage: Eukaryota; Metazoa; Arthropoda; Insecta; Lepidoptera; Erebidae.
AUGUUUAAACUAAUGUUUGUUGUAUUGUUUCUUGUCGGAGUUGCCCUAUGCAGCCCUCGGCCAAAUAAUGCAAUACCAGCAAGUACGAGUUCGCCUACAAGUACGACAAGUACAACAGUGGACGAAACCACAAAAGUUGCAUCAAAGCUGACUACAUUGAAAGAAAAAGUUCAGCUUACCAUUUUUUACGAGACGCUUUGUCCGUAUUCAAUAGAAUUCUUUGUUGAAAAAUUGGAGCCUGCUGUGCUAAAGUUGGGAUCAUAUUUAGACUUACAACUAGUACCAUAUGGAAAAGCCCAGACGAGCAAUGAAACGGAUUCCGAGGGCCGUUAUUCUUUCACCUGCCAGCAUGGGGCCCCAGAAUGCCGCGGUAACCUGGCACAUGCCUGCGCAAUCGACGUUCUACGUAAUAACACGCAUGCGGUCAUUUAUAACAGUUGUCUUAUGCAAAGUAGCUUCGAGUACUCUGAUCCUGAGGAUAUAACUAGGUGUGGUGUGUCUGAAAAGGUUCCCACAAAAAGUAUUAAUGAUAUCGGAAAGUGUAUCAAUGGCACGCGUGGUUCGACACUACUGAAGUCAUACGGCGAAAUAACUAAGGCAAAUAAGGUACUAUUUGUACCUCAUCUGAAGUUUGAUGGAUCUACGGAACAUGAACGCGAUGCCAGAAAUAAUUUAAUUACCGUAGUCUGUAAUUUGCUAAAUCCACAGCCACCGGCGUGUCAUAGUACUUAA